AUGGGCAUAACGAACUUCAUUAAUGCCAGUUUUAUCAGUGGAACAGGAUUGGCCGGAAACAGCACUGAGGCCGACGACAAUUUCACGUGCGGUGUAACUGGAACUCCGUUAUAUGUUGGAGGUAUACUGAUCUGUUGUUUCGGAUUGCUCUUUAACGGUGCAUUUGUUUUCGUGUUCACUCGCGUACGCUACAUGAAAACACUGACGAACGCGUAUUUAGUGAACUUGGCUUCAUCUGACAUGCUACUGCUGUUGAGUGUUUUAUUGGUUUAUGUGAGCAUACUCGUAGGUCGUGUCAUCACUCGGGAUCUAAACUGUGCGAUCAACUGUGUACAUACGAUGCUGUUAUUCGUAUCGCUAUGGGUUGUUACCAUCGUCAGCAUCGAAAGAUACCUGGGGAUUUGCAACCCACUGAAGGCCAUGAUGCUAAAAACAAAAGGCCGUGUAAUGUCUCUCAUCUGCACAACCUGGCUAUUGGGCGUGCUAUUUGCUAUGCCGAGAAUUCUACAAUGCACUGUACUAAAAUCAUACCAUGCGAUGUUACAAAAUGCAGAACACGCGGUGUAUAUUACUUAUGCGUUAAUGUUUCUCGUUGCCAUGGUUACCGUCGCUACUAUGUACGCUCUGACAAUUAAAACUUUCAGACAGUCUGCUAUGAUGUUGAGGGAUCGUAAACAGUCAAAAAAAGUCAAAUCAGAUGAGAAGCAAGUACUUGUUACGUGUAUGGCUAUCUCUGUGGUGUUUUUCAUCUGUAUGUUCCCAGCAUUUUAUAAGUAUUUAAUGCUCGUAAUAUGGAACAUGUCCGGCUCAGACGAAUCACAUUGGCAUUUUACAAUCUGUAUGUCCGCUUUGUCUAGGUGGUUCUUACUGAUUAACUCAUCUAUAAAUCCACUGAUAUAUACUAUCACGAGCAAAGGCUGCCGAAGGGCGUUCUGUAUAGCGUUUCGGUAUCGGCAUUAUGAAUAUAUGGGCCCCAUGCGUUCCACGUCUAUAAACGGUGCCACUAUGAUGAGCAAUGUUAAUGCCGGUCACUCCGGGUAUACAUAUAAGCAAAGAUCAUCGAGCUCAAAAGAAAUGAGCGUAUAA
Messenger RNA from Saccoglossus kowalevskii, 1086 nucleotides. Its product is annotated as mu-type opioid receptor-like. The record is from RefSeq and is a predicted model, not a curated record. Lineage: Eukaryota; Metazoa; Hemichordata; Enteropneusta; Harrimaniidae. Gene Ontology annotation, biological process: G protein-coupled receptor signaling pathway. Gene Ontology annotation, cellular component: plasma membrane. Gene Ontology annotation, molecular function: G protein-coupled receptor activity.